This is a messenger RNA of Penicillium verrucosum, 1365 nucleotides long. RefSeq lists its product as uncharacterized. The coding region runs from base 1 to 1365 and encodes 454 amino acids. NCBI's taxonomy places the organism in Eukaryota, Fungi, Ascomycota, Eurotiomycetes, Eurotiales, Aspergillaceae. Gene Ontology annotation, molecular function: zinc ion binding. The transcript has 2 exons. The record is from RefSeq and is a predicted model, not a curated record.
AUGAACCUACAAGACUUUCUAGCUAUGGAGGAAAGCCGCGACCACGACGAGCUAAUCGACCUCCGCAGCCUUGAUCUCGUCUCCGAGUACGACUCGCACCUGAUGUGCCCGAUAUGUCACUGUCCCUUCGUUGAACCCGUUCGUCUACAAUGCGACCAUGUCUUCUGUGGGAGUUGCCUCAGUUCGGCCAUCACCAGCUUCCGCUCGGCCGACUCGGACGAGUUUCCGUGUCCCUCCUGCCGAAAUCCCACCCAGAAAGUGUCGACUAGUGUGCCCCGCCUGCUGAUCAACAUGUGCGACGAGAUCCGAGUGAGGUGUCCAUUGAUCACAGAGGGCUGUCAAGAGAUUAUACCCCGGGGCCAUGUCCAGUCACAUGUCGAGAAGUACUGUGGGUACCGGCUAUUGCCGUGCCCAGAUGAAUCAUGCGAUCAGAUGACGCGAAGCAAGGACGUUGGGAUGGAUCAGAAGUGUAUUCAUAGAGUGCGACGGUGCUAUUAUUGCGAAGAAGAUGUUCUGGAGCACGAAUACGAGGAGCAUGAGAAAGAACUUUGUCCAGUUCUUGAGGUCUCAUGUGUCGACUGUGAAACGGUUGUCACCAGAGGAGCACUGAGAGAGCACGUUGAAUCGUGUCCGGAGGUUGCAGUUCCCUGUACAGCAUCCAAGUACGCAUGCCCGGUUAAGAUCCGACGGGCAGACAUUGCAGCACAUGAACAAAGCUGCCCAAUAGUUACAAUGGGCCCAUACUUUGAGAAGCAGAAUACCCGACUCAAUUCCCUUGAAUCAAGUAUGCGACAUCUACAGCAACGCAAUGAGAUAUUCGAGGAUGGGCUGGCAAAUAUUCGGUCCACUCUCGUCGAAUCCACGCGCUUGGGUGCAAACAGUCACAGCGGUGGCCAAUCUACCCAAUCUGACCGAGAACAGCAAUCCUCCACUCGCGUCGACGUCCACACAGAUGAUCCUGCGGACAUUGCUGCGAGUGUAUUCUCUUCCAAUGCCACGACCUAUCUACUCUCACUACACGAAUCUCUUCGGGAAGAGGUCAACCAACUCUCACAUGCUAUCACAGACCUAGAUGCUCGCGCCAGUAUGGCUAUCAUGAAUGAAUGCCUGCGCAUCAAGGAAGACAUGGCCCACACGAAUGCGGCAGUCAACAGUGUCCGCAUGCAAGUCCAGUGGCUCAUGGAUCCUCGCCUUCACCAGGGGACGCAAAGGGGAGCUGUUCGCACCAACACUGCAGACCGCGACGGAGCGCGGACACAGGUGGCAUCACCAGCGGCUGGGCCGAGCCAUGCUGCCGGUCAGUCCCUGGGGCCUCUUCGGCCUAGGCGUCCCAGUGACAGUGGACGCGAGGGGACGAAGCUGUGA